This is a messenger RNA of Dicrocoelium dendriticum, 1119 nucleotides long. NCBI's taxonomy places the organism in Eukaryota, Metazoa, Platyhelminthes, Trematoda, Plagiorchiida, Dicrocoeliidae. The record is from the annotation of a GenBank genome assembly.
GCAUGGGACUUCCCAGAUGGCUGCCAAAACUCACCACCCGGUUCAAACGGCAACCGUUAUUUCACUCAAAUACUGCCUAGUAAUUCAUCAAUGCGCACUUAUGGUCUUGGCAUGCAUAUUCAUCGGCUUUUCUUCUUGGCUGCUGUUGUGGACUGAUGAGUAUACACUGUUGGAAACAGUCACUCAAACGUAUUACUACUCUGCCGGUCGGCUACUGCUCUUGGUCGCCUCGCUGUGCUCAGCGUUAUUGGCAUUGUUCGGUUGCUGUAUUGUGAACUUGGAGGCAUCUGCGUCUAUGCUAACGCAUUCUAUCUGCUCUAUCCUUCUAACCAGCAUGUUCCUUGGCACCGCAGCCUGUGGUUUCAACAUUCUCCGAGAGUUGCGAUUUGUGCUUCCGAAAAAAUUACAUUUCGCAAUGACACGCUACUACGGCAUUAAUUCGAUAAUUGGCAGAAAUCGGGAGCUCACACGAGCUAUUGAUGAUAUUCAGUUCAACUUCAAAUGCUGUGGGAUCGCUGGGGAUCGAACUAGUUCUUCCUCUUGGUUUAUCUAUCGCGAACAAAGCACAUGGUACUAUCUAUCCAAUAUGAAGAAUUCUAGCGUCGAGUUACCGCCAUUUGUACCAGACAGCUGCUGUGUCUACGAAGGUGCCCUGAACAAUUUCCAAACCUAUGAAGCGAUUUUGAAUAACUUCGGCAAAAUCCUUAAUCGUGAGGUGUGUGUAGGACUCAAAUCCCUAUUCCGCAACGAUGUGUUAGCCCCCAUCGCCAGUGAUCCGGCAAGUGUCACAAGACCAAACAAAUAUUUACAUGAAACGGGAUGCCUGACACUUGUCUAUCCAAUCUACAAACACUAUGCCACGUUGCUCGGGGGAUUAGGUCUAGGAGGGGCUGUGUUAGCGAUCAUUGGCCUGGCGAUCUCCUGCCUGCUGCUCUGGCACAUAGAGCACGAACGGCUUUUACAAAUUUCCGAAAAACACAUUCCGGUGAUCGAAAACACAUGCAGUCAUGGCGCAAGUUCAGGACUCCCUUAUACCAAACCGACCACAUCAGCCAUAAGGACACUAAGCGAAGUGCCUUGAGUCAAAGAAACAGCGGGCUUUACUCACUGCAUUUUCAA